Hemiscyllium ocellatum (epaulette shark) is the source of this 1065-nucleotide messenger RNA. RefSeq names its product keratin, type I cytoskeletal 9-like. The coding region runs from base 1 to 1065 and encodes 354 amino acids. Lineage: Eukaryota; Metazoa; Chordata; Chondrichthyes; Orectolobiformes; Hemiscylliidae. The record is from RefSeq and is a predicted model, not a curated record. The transcript is spliced from 3 exons.
AUGGAUAUGUUCAUUGACCUCAAAUGGAAACUGGUCAAGAAGAACUUUCUACAACAACGUUAUAUUCAUUUUCUAAAGGAGAAAGGUGGCUGUAAUGGGGGCAGGGAGAAAGGUGGCUGUAAUGAGGGCAGGGAGAAAGGUGGCUGUAAUGGGGGCAGGGAGAAAGGUGGCUGUAAUGAGGGCAGGGAGAAAGAUGGCUGUAAUGGGGGCAGGGAGAAAGAUGGCUGCAAUGAGGGCAGGGAGAAAGGUGGCUGUAAUGGGGGCAGGGAGAAAGGUGGCUGUAAUGAGGGCAGGGAGAAAGAUGGCUGUAAUAGGGGCAGGGAGAAAGGUGGCUGUAAUGGGGGCAGGGAGAAAGAUGCCUGUAAUGGGGGCAGGGAGAAAGGUGGCUGUAAUGGGGCCAGGGAGAAAGAUGCCUGUAAUGAGGGCAAGGAGAAAGAUGGCUGUAAUAGAAGCAGGGAGAAAGGUGGCUGCAAAGAGGGCAGGGAGAAAGAUGGCUGUAAUGGGGGCAGGGAGAAAAGUGGCUGUAAUGGGGGCAGGGAGAAAGGUGGCUGUAAUGGGGGCAGGGAGAAAGGUGGCUGCAAUGAGAGCAGGGAGAAAGGUGGCUGUAAUGAGGGCAGUGAGAAAGAUGGCUGUAAUGAGGGCAGUCAGAAAGAUGCCUGUAAUGGAGGCAGGGAGAAAAGUGGCUGUAAUGGGGGCAGGGAGAAAGAUGGCUGUAAUGGGGGCAGGGAGAAAAGUGGCUGUAAUGGGGGCAGGGAGAAAGAUGGCUGUAAUGGGGGCAGGGAGAAAAGUGGCUGUAAUGGGGGCAGGGAGAAAAGUGGCUGCAAUGAGGGAAGGGAGAAAGAUGGCUGUAAUGGGGGCAGGGAGAAAAGUGGCUGUAAUGGGGGCAGGGAGAAAGGUGGCUGCAAUGAGGGAAGGGAGAAAGAUGCCUGUAAUGAGGGCAGGGAGAAAGGUGGCUGUAAUGAGGGCAGGGAGAAAAGUGGCUGUAAUGAGGGCAGGGAGAAAGAUGGCUGCAAUGGGGGCAGGGGGAAAGGUGGCUGCAAUGGGGGCAGUGAGACAGAUGCCUGA